AUGGAGUGUGUCAAGCAAGUUCCCCUUGUCUUCCUGGUUAUGUCUGGAAGAACAAGGAAUGACUACCAGGAGGUUCUGCAGAAGAUUGUAGACCUUUUACAAUGCCAGCCACAAGUGUCUAAAGUAGUGCUCGACUUCGAACAAGCCCUUUGGGGAGCUGUGAGGGCAGUUCUUGGAGAUAGUGUUGCCAGAAUGGGUUGUGUAUUCCAUUGGAGUCCGGCAGUUUGGCGUAAAGUGCAAGAGCUUGGCCUGAGUAUAGCUUACCAAGAAGAUCAAGGUACACAUGCCUUCAUCAGGAACCUGUUGGCCCUGCCAUUCAUACCACAUGAAGAAAUUAGAACGGUUUUCUUGUACCUUGAACRACAAGCCACAACCAGGGCUCUGUGCAAUCUUACCCGAUAUAUCCGUGACCAGUGGAUAGACAGUACCUUCCCCCCAGAAGAAUGGAGCGUCUACGGUCAGGCCAUACGAACAAACAACGAUGUYGAAGGUUGGCACAAUGGCCUGAACCGUAGAGCACAAGGAAAGGUGCAUUUUCCUUUUCAUAUGUUAAUAGAAUUUCUAAAGAAAGAAUCAGAAUUAGUCCACCUUCAAAUGCGCCUGGUUACCGAGCAAAAAUCGAAAAGAAUCCAAAGGAAACAGUACCGUGACCUACAGGGAAAACUCAUUGGCCAGUGGGAAGAGUACUCUGGACAAAGAAAAAACGUUUUUCAGUUGCUGAAGGCGUGUGCUCACCUGUAUGGUCGAGGACAUUAGAUUGCAUUAUCUCCCUAGCACAAUAGUUCUUGUAAAUAGUUCRA
Actinia tenebrosa (Australian red waratah sea anemone) is the source of this 800-nucleotide messenger RNA. RefSeq lists its product as uncharacterized. Lineage: Eukaryota; Metazoa; Cnidaria; Anthozoa; Actiniaria; Actiniidae. The record is from RefSeq and is a predicted model, not a curated record.